GCCCAAUCCUCAUCUCUGAGCUAUGCUAUGUUCACAUGAAAUUGGGUUCAUUACGUGUUUUGCUAUGCUUCAUUUGGUAGCUUUACCAGAAAACCAUGGCAACUUCCUGUGCUACGUCGACCUUCUCUCCUCUCCUCAACAAAUUAACUGGCAGAACCUCUAUGGCUAUGGUGGGUUUACUCUCUUAUGCUCCCAAAACCCUCACUCCGAUAUCUCCAACCAGAACCUUCAAUUUUAUAUCCCUCUCCACGCCAACGAAACCUCUUAAAAAGUCAUUUCAAGUGAGAGCAGUGGUUGCACCUACAGAAGCGGUUUCUGAGUUUGAUGAGAUGGUUUCUGGGACCAAAAGGAAGUACUACAUGUUAGGUGGGAAAGGAGGAGUUGGAAAAACAAGUUGUGCUGCUUCACUUGCUGUUAAAUUUGCAAACAGUGGCCAUCCUACUCUAGUGGUUUCCACUGAUCCAGCUCAUUCCUUGAGUGAUUCCUUUGCUCAGGAUUUGACUGGGGGAGCAUUAGUACCAGUUGAGGGACCUGAUUCUCCACUUUUUGCACUUGAGAUAAACCCGGAGAAAGCUAGGGAAGAAUUUCGGACUGCGGCUCAGAAUAAUGGUGGAACUGGGGUCAAAGAUCUCAUGGAUGGUAUGGGUCUUGGAAUGAUUGCAGAACAGUUAGGAGAGUUAAAACUUGGGGAACUGCUAGAUACACCUCCUCCUGGUCUGGAUGAAGCUAUUGCAAUCUCAAAGGUGAUACAAUUUCUUGAUUCACCAGAAUACAGCAUGUUUACUCGAAUAGUUUUUGAUACUGCGCCUACGGGUCACACAUUGCGACUUUUGUCCUUGCCAGAUUUCUUAGACCGAUCAAUAGGCAAGCUAUUGAAGCUUAAACAAAAAAUAUCUUCAGCCACCUCAGCCAUUAAAUCUGUUUUCGGCCAAGAACAGCCCAAGCAGGAUUCAACUGACAAACUGGAGCGAUUAAGGGAGAGGAUGAUCAAAGUGCGCGAGCUAUUUCGGGACACUGAUUCAACCGAAUUUGUUAUUGUAACAAUUCCCACGGUGAUGGCAGUUAGUGAAUCAUCUAGGUUGCAUGCCUCUUUAAUGAAGGAAGAUGUUCCUGUGAAAAGGUUGAUUGUUAAUCAGAUUCUUCCCCCAUCUGCUUCAGAUUGCAAGUUCUGUGCCAUUAAAAGAAAGGAUCAGAUGCGUGCUCUUGAUAUGAUAAGGAGUGAUCCAGAGCUCACCAAUUUGACAUUGAUCCAAGCACCACUAGUUGAUGUAGAGAUCAGAGGUGUUCCUGCUCUUAAAUUCCUAGGCGAUAUUGUUUGGAAAUAAUUAUCUCCAUACAAACUAAAUUAUCAAUCAACAAUAUAACGUUUUCUUUUUAAAGAGGAGAAAUUCAUUAUUCAUCUGCAGGAAGUUUUAAUUAUAAUGGUAAUAUGUAUUGUUAAUAAUCCAUAAUCAAAAGAAAAAAGAGGAGAAUGAAUACAAAACAAGAUAGAUUGAACA
Molecule: messenger RNA, 1499 nt
Organism: Cannabis sativa
Lineage: Eukaryota; Viridiplantae; Streptophyta; Magnoliopsida; Rosales; Cannabaceae
Product: ATPase GET3B
Exons: 11
Coding region: 96-1325 (409 amino acids)
Biological process (GO): post-translational protein targeting to endoplasmic reticulum membrane
Cellular component (GO): GET complex
Molecular function (GO): ATP hydrolysis activity; ATP binding
Source: RefSeq, a predicted model, not a curated record